This is a messenger RNA of Mytilus trossulus (common blue mussel), 4977 nucleotides long. RefSeq names its product kelch-like protein 26. The transcript is spliced from 3 exons. Lineage: Eukaryota; Metazoa; Mollusca; Bivalvia; Mytilida; Mytilidae. The coding region runs from base 144 to 1922 and encodes 592 amino acids. The record is from RefSeq and is a predicted model, not a curated record. Gene Ontology annotation, molecular function: protein binding.
CUAUAAAAAAAUGUUUAUGUUUGUAUUUUUAUUUGACAGCUGAUAAUUGACUUUUAACGACAGUUGCAUUUAAGAGCCAAGUGUACAACAAUUAAUAUUUUAUCUGAUAUUGACCUCAGCUGAACCAUAAGAAUAGAGCCGUCAUGCCUCUUUCACCAAGGAAACAAGCUAGGCAAUCAGCAGCAGAUGGUGUGAUGGGACAACCUUUGUGUGAAGAAAUAGAUAAUAUCAGUAUGUCAUUGGUAGCCAAAAACUAUUGCUCCAAAGUUAUGAAAGGCUUACAAGACCUCAGGAAAGGUGGUAUAUUAUGUGAUUAUGCCCUGUAUGCUGAUGGAACAAGAAUUAAUGUUCAUAAAGCUGUGAUGGCUGCCUGCAGUGAUUACUUUCAAGUUAUGCUGACAGGUAAUAUGAGAGAAAGCAGAGAAGACAGUGUGGAUUUGAAAGGCAUUUCAGGAUGUGGUUUAGAGAUUAUAGUAGACUUUGCAUACACUGGUAUAUUGGAAUUAAAUUCUGACAAUGUUGAAGAAGUUCUAGCAGCAGCAACACACUUACAGAUAAAUGAUGCUGUAACUCUUUGCAGCAAAUAUUUAGAGUCUUCUAUUACUGUUGGAAAUUGUGUGGACAUUUUGAAUCUUGCUGAACUUUACAGUCUUUCAAUACUGCAUUCAAUUGCAAAGAAGUUUAUUUUAAGUAACUUUGAAACUGUAGCUGACACUGAACAAUAUUAUACACUGUCCACAACACAGCUUUCAUCAUUGUUACAGGAAAACAGCCUUAAUAUCAUGUCAGAAUAUUGUCUAUUUCAAAUGCUAUUGAAGUGGAUAGCACACAGUCCGUUAGAAAGGGAAGGUUGUGUAGCUUUAUUGAUGAGAAAUAUUAGACUGCCAUUAUUGUCAGGAGAGGAAUUGGUAGAAAAGGUUAGUCUGGUGCCAGUCAUGCAACAGAAUCGAGAAUGUUCUCUAUUACUGACAGAGGCUAAAGACUAUCAUAUUGUUGUCGGUAAACAAUCAAUGCUGCAAACUCAAAGAACACAAGUCCGUUCAGAUAUGAAAUCUAUUGUCAUGUGCCAUGCUCAAAAUCUUGAACAUUAUACAUUAAAAACAAAGAGGCGUGAUUAUCUGAGAGAUACUAUAGUACCCUUGUAUAAUCCUGCAGUUGUUGUUGUUGAUAAUUUCAUGUAUACUUGUGGUGGAAAAUAUGAUAGUAGUCAAAAUGAAAUUGCUACAGCUAGAUGUUUUCGAUAUGAUGCUCGUUUUGAUAGGUGGUAUGAUUUGGCAGCAAUGAAUGAACCACGCAAAGAUUUUGUAUUGGUUGCAGUUGAUCAUAAACUCUAUGCAAUAGCUGGUCAAGAUGAAAAUAAGGUCAUGUACACAAUGGAAUGCUUUGAUAUUGCUAGGAAUGAAUGGGAAUUUAAAUGUCCACUUGACAGACAUUUAUAUGGACAUGCUGGUGCAGUUUGCCUUGGGAAAAUAUAUGUUUCAGGAGGACAGACAUUGACAGGAAGCACCAAAAAAUUUCUAUGCUAUGACCCACAGUUAGACAAUUGGGAAGAAAGAUCACCCAUGUUACAGAUGAGAAUGAACCAUUCAAUGGCAGAAGUACAAAACAAUUUAUAUGUAAUAGGUGGCAAUGUUGAAGACAAUUAUGGCUUCCCUGUACCUGUGAUUGCUAUUGAGAGGUACUGUCCAGUUGUCAAUCAAUGGACACUGUGUCAAAGAAGUCUAAACAUUAGGGAAGCUGGUGUGUGUGUCAUUGACCACAAGAUUUAUGUUGUUGGUGGUAUCAAUGGAGAACAUUAUCUGUCUACAUUAAUACAGCUGUACGAUCCAUUGAAAGAUGAAAUUGACAUUGUCGAAAGUUUCACUUCAAGAAUUUAUGGAAGAUCUUGUGCUGUGCUUGGUUUACCUAGAUGUUUCGUGUAAACUUAUAUCACAAGCAGAGUCAGAUUCAGAUGUUAAGAACUUAUUGAUUGAAACAAAUACUUUCUAGUCACAGUCACAUUGUUAUACUACAUUGAAAACUGUUAAUCUUAGAGUCUUUGUUAAAAUUUCCUGAUCAGCUUUAUUUCAUUUUUUAACUUGAUAUUUACAUAUGCAUAUAUACAGAUAAAUUUAUGUUCAGAGCAUUGGACUGAGAUCACUUAGGCUAUAUGUUAAUAAGAUAAAUGGUCGGUAUCCACUAUAAGCAGGGCUUCAUAGAUGCAAUUUCCUUUUUGUAGAGGAAACACUAAUUUUGAUAAGUGAUUUCCCUUUAUUUUGCAUUAUGGUAAAUGCCAAUCUCGGAUUAUAUCUCCCAUGCAUGGGAUAUUGGGUAAAUGCAUUCACUUUAUGAAUUAAAGGUUGUGUGUGGGUUAAAUCAUUUUGCACUUGAAAAAUUAAAAAGUAAAAUCUUUUAUGUGGGAAAGAGUUUUAUAAAAAAAAUACUUGAAAGCCCUAUUAAGAUAGAGGAAAAAUUAAAGCACAUGAAUUGUGAAAUCUAUUCAUGGAUUCUACAUACUAUCCAAGCAAUGAUGAAAAUAAGUUUCUUGUAUUUAUAGGUCAGUUUAGAAAUAAUAAAUAUCUGUUUGUGUACUUACAGAGCUGAUGUGCAUCAUAUUUAUUAAAAACAAUUUAUACAGUUUAUAUCAAUAUUGCCUUUUAUAAGUUAGUUUCUUCAAAGAAAUUAUCAUAUGAGUAAUUUAAUUGUUUACAAUUCUUUGCACAUGUAGCUGUUAUUUCAUUUGGGAUUUUCAAUUAAAUUUUGGAAUAUUAAGAUAAAUAAUUUUUCAAGAAAAAGUUUUUAUAUUAUUUGUCAGAGAAUUAAGAAUUUUUCAUCUUAUUUCAUGAAAUUUAAGGAUUUAAGAUGAAAAUAAGAACAUUUACUGAUACAUGAAUAUGAUUUUUUUUUAGAUCAAUAUUGUGAUAUAAAAAUACACAUGUAUAACAAGAGAAGAAGCAAAAAAUGUUUAUUGUUACAACUCGUAAAAUAGAUUGAUUAACUUUCUGACUGACAUGUUUCUCUAUCAGUUUCGUAAUCAUUUUGAUUUCUAAUCAUUUUUCGAAUCAAGAUUGUUGCUUUCUAAAUAAAGUUAACUCCACCACAUAUUCAUUUGCAUUUUUGAAUUGUUAGUAACCUUGUCAACAACGGUCUUAUGUCAUAUCUGAAUGUUUUUGGUUAUUUCAUGAAUUUACAUUGUAGUAUUGAUGGUAAAUCUGUGAUAAUUUGAUACUUUCUGUUUAGUGUUUAGUGUUUUAAUGGUUUAUUCACAAUUUUUUAAAGCUAGAGGUUGACGCAUUGUAUAGGUUCAGAAUAGGUCUAGAUAAAGAGAGUACAUGUUUAUUUUACAACAAAAAACAAAAGUAAUUAAUAAAAAAAAUCUGUUGAACUCCAGUAAAUCUUAAGUAAAGGUUAACUAUAUCAUCGGUUUAUGUAAAGCCUUUUAAUUUUCAACUUUUCAAAACUUUUUUAAAUCAUGAUUUAUUUUCCCUUACCUCCUUGUGGUGUAUAUAUUUUCACAGAUAUUCAAACACAAAAACAGUAGGAAAUGUGAAUGGGUCAAAGACGACUUGUGCAUGCGAAGAAAAUAUUUGUUUACAUAUUUAUGGUUUCCUCUUAAACUGUUGGAUAAUUAUGUAGAAUUUUUGAAAACAGUUGUUUAGUAGCUUUAUUUAUUUAUUAAUUUAUAGAUUGACAUUUUGUAAUAUAUUUUGUAUAUGAAUUCAAUUUGUUCCUGUGGAGCAUCUAAUUAUAUUUUGGGCCAGUAGGUAUUUCUAUUGUAAUUUUCUCACAUUGAUUUUGCAAUAUAUAUAUUUUUGGUGAUAAUAUAUGAAUUAAACAUUUUUGUCAAUAUUUAUUUCAAACUUUUUUUUGUCACCUGUUGAUAAGUCAGGAUUUCUUCUUAUGAAUGUAUUCAUCAAACAUGUUGUCAAACUUUAAACUGCCAUAUAAUAUAAGGUAACAAUGCAAGGUUUUCUUAUAUAAAAUUUUGAUAAAGUGUUUUAUUUUUUUCAUUACAUGUAAGAUAGGUUUUAUUAAAUUAACUAGCUACAUGUAUACAAGCUAUCACACAGAAGUUUGUAUGUGAAACUUGAAUCAAAACUUUUCACACAGAUUUUAAGAAUUAUGAGAAUAAUAAAUCUCUGUUUUAUGACAUUGUUUGCAGCAGAGUAAUGUUUCCUGAGCAAGCACUAAACUCUCAAUUUGCCAUUACUUUCAGAUGAAGAAAAAAACCUACUAUAUCUUUCUUUCUACCUCCAGUCUGAAGGAAAAUAUCAACAGAAAAAUAACCAGAUCUCAAGAUGCCCAGACUGAAUGCAAAAUCUCUGUUAAAAUAUUUUCAAGCUUGGCUUUUAGACACUUAAUGUACAUCUUAUUGUACUUCAAUAUAUUUUUUAUAGAAUUUUAAUUUUUUCAUAUGUGUCACAUGCAUCUUCAGAAAAUCAUUAUUUAUAGAUUUCUGUACAUAAAACGUUUUAAAUAACUUGUUUUGUUUUGAAGUUGUUAAUUUUGUAUUUUUUAACCUUACCAGAGUGUCCUCCAUACAGAUAUGACAAGUUACCAUAUUGUGUGUUUUAUUUGCACAGCGUUGUUUAUGUUUUGCUGUUUUUAUCUUUGGGGAAGGCAAUAAAUGAUAGUUUAAUAUUUUCAAUUCAACCAUCUAAGUGACUAAAUGAAAACGUUAUUUUUUAAACUAUGAUUUUGUUAGAAAUUGGCUUUGUUUUCUUCAAUUUUAUUUCAUUUUAUUGCUCCCAUAAUUUCGGUAUUUCAAAAGAAAAACAUUUAAAAGAUUUGUCAUUUUUGCUGUAUGGAACAGUGACGUAGAACCGGUAAUUCAAUUUCAAGUUGAAUCUAAUUAUUUCUCAGUUUUUUUCUGAUGUCAAUAUUGUUCAAAUUGAUUAUCCUAAGUUUUUUCCAGAUGCAUGUAUUUUUAAAUAUUUUUAAUGUGCUUUUCUAAAACUUAAAUUGAUAAUUUAGGUUGAAAUAAAAUAUGUUAUCAUG